AUGUCUUCAACCGCCGCUCCAAAGAAAGCCACUUCUUCUAAGAGUGCUUGCCCAGCAUGCACAAGACUUACUGGUACCGAUCUUUUAAGCUGGAAAGAUCCAAUUGCCUCUGCCAAGGUUAGCGGUAGUAUCCUCGGUGGUCUAUUGGUGUAUCGCUACACCGACUUCGUCAGCUGGUUCUUCUAUCUUUCUGCAAUUGUUCUAGCAGCAUCUGCUCUUGCUGAAUAUGUUGGCAAGGUUGCCACAGGUGAGGGUUUCAUUUCUAGAUUCAAGCCUGCACAAACCACUCACAUUGGCGAUUUCUUGGAGGCUCAUGCUCAGAUCUUCGCCAAAGCAUUCAAGGAUGCCGAGAUCAAAUUGCAGAACCUCUUCACCUCAGUCAAUAUUGAAACUACGUUGAAGGCUGCAAUUGUUUCCUACGUUCUAUAUCAAUUGACAUCUUUCUUGAGUGUUUGGACAAUUGCUUUCACCACCACUGUUUUGGCAUUUACUUUGCCUGCCGCUUACGCUUCGAACAAGGAGCUUGUUGACUCUUCAGUGAAGCAGUACUCUGAAUUGGCCAAAUCGAAGUCUUUGAGUGCAUACAAGUCCAUUAAGACCCAGGCUGAGCCACAUUUGAAGAAGGUUGAGGAGAAGAUCGCUCCACUUACAGAAUUUAUUAAGUCAAAGAUCCCUGUUAGAACUGCUGGUUCUACGGUUGAAUCUACACCUUCUGUCGAGAAGCCACCAAAGGCUACUGAAAUUAAGGAGACUGUUUCAUCUGCUGCUGCCGAUAUCAAGGAUACCGUUUCAAAGACCGCUAACAAAGCCGAAGCUGAAAGCGAACCUUUGUUGAAUUAA
Molecule: messenger RNA, 840 nt
Organism: Brettanomyces bruxellensis
Lineage: Eukaryota; Fungi; Ascomycota; Pichiomycetes; Pichiales; Pichiaceae
Exons: 1
Coding region: 1-840 (279 amino acids)
Source: RefSeq, a predicted model, not a curated record